GGCAGAUGGAUAUAUACAUUGAGCGCCAGAAGGAGAGCGAUGUUAUCCAGAACUUUGCGGCCAACAACCAGGGAAAUAUAGAGGCGCUGAUGGACGAAUUCAGGAAGCAGUAUGCCCUGGAAAUGUUCAUGAACUCGCACCAGCCUGUUCAGAAGAAGGGCAUCGAUGAAAUCCUCGCCAGAUACAACCUGCCCCCCUUCCCGAACCUGUCCCUUAGGGUUAGGGUUAGGAGGACUUCAAGGAAGUGUGAGGCCUCCAUUAUUCGAAGUGAAUUAGUGACUUUUACUCCGAGAUACGAUUUCAUUCAAUGAGUCUGGAAGUUACUGGUAUGUGAAGCUAUCACGGCGUGUCACUCUACGAACAUCAGAAUCAUUCGGACACAACCACCACAAUCUUGAUAUCAGUUUAAGUAUAAUCAG
This is a messenger RNA of Ilyonectria robusta, 419 nucleotides long. RefSeq lists its product as uncharacterized. NCBI's taxonomy places the organism in Eukaryota, Fungi, Ascomycota, Sordariomycetes, Hypocreales, Nectriaceae. The transcript has a single exon. The record is from RefSeq and is a predicted model, not a curated record. The coding region runs from base 6 to 311 and encodes 101 amino acids.